AUGGCGGGAGCGACAGCGAUAGCCACCGAUCAAGCCGAGCACCAGCUCGACCAGCUCGACGCGUCACUGGACGACUUCGCGCCCUCGAUUGGCAGCCCACGUCUUCCGUUCGGGUACCCGUCAGCCCACUCGGGGUUCCGGAGCGACGACACGGCGAGCGAGGCGGGCGCUUCGGACUCGGGAGCUUCCGCCGGUGGCUACAGUCCUCCGGCGUGGAGGCGCCUCGGCAACGGCGACCGCAGCAGCGGCUUCUGGAGAAAGACGGACAACAACCUGAUGGAUAUGUACGAUGAUGCCGUGCGCCGCUCGCGCGAGAGCAGCCCCGAGUACGAGAGCGCCGACGAAGGUGACGAGAUCCUUGCCCAGGCCAUCAGGACCAGGUUGCCGACUGGCAGCCUGUCGCCUGAAAAAGAGCGCAGUCCAGAGCCCGAGUACUAUCCCGCGCAGCAACACUUGAUUGAUGAAGCAAUCAAUAUUAAACAAGAAGACCUGGAUGCCCGGCUGGCUUUGAGCGCGCUGAAAGAUGCCGAGUUCAAACCAAAGGAGCUUGCAGAGAAUUACAUUCGAUUUGCUGUCAGGGCAGAAGUCCAACACCGAACUGAGCCAAUUGAGAUGGCCAUCAAUUGCAUACGCAAGGGGUUCCGCACCGUAACGCACUCAUGGACGUCCAUGUUCUUAUCGUUUAUGGUUGCCAUACUCUCCUACGCGGCCGUGCGAUGGCUCGCGCAGCCCGCAGCGAUGCGGCCCGUCCCAGACCUGGUUAAGGUUGCAGCUGUGGCCCGGUCGCUCGAACCCCUGAUCUACUACUCGGAGAAUGGACUGCAGCAAGUAGGCGAUCUGCAGGCGACAGGCGUCGCCGUUUGGGAUUUGGGCGAGAGUGUGCGCAGCAGCAACAUGACGGCGGCCCCAAUCAUCGUCAAAGAGCUGGACGCCCUCAGCGACAGCCUGAAGACACUUGCCGAGGAGCUAACGAGGUUUUUCGCCAAUGUCGACGGGGAUAUUGACGGCAUCCUGAUAGUAAUGGACUGGGCCCGCCGCGAGCUGUCCCAGGUCCAACAGCUCCCACCCCUCCCCUUAUCCUCCGCCUUUGACAACAUCCACAACCUCCUCUCCAACGCCGGCAUCCUCGAGGACCCGGCCACGGGCCAACCCACCCGUCUCGGCGCCCUCUCCACCUCCUUGUUCGGCUACUCCACGCCGCAACGAACCAAACAAGCCCUGCAGCGCACCUUCAACGAGUUCCUGACGGUGCUCGAAGAGGCCGUCGCCUCAGAACUUCAACACUCCCUCGCCCUCUUCGCCCUGUUCGAGGCCAUCGACCACCAGUUCCUCAACCUAGCACGAACCGUGGUGCGGGAGGCCUCGCUGCAAGACGAGAAGCACGCCGAGGUGCUCUCGUCGCUGUGGACGCGCAUCCUGGGCACCAAGGGCUCCGAGGUGGCGAAAUACGAGCGCAACCGCCUGCUGCUGCAAAACGUGCGGGAGAAGACGGUGCGCAACAAGGGCAUCCUCGUUGAGCACAACCACAAGCUGCUCGCCCUCAAAGCAAACCUCGAGGCCUUGCGCCGCAAGCUUGUCUCGCCGCUUGUACGAUCCGUCAACUCGUCCACUUUAACCAUCGAGGACCAGAUCCGUGGCCUCGAGGACGUCGGGCUCUAUCUCGAGGGCGUCCGCGCCCGCCAAAAGGGCAAGCUCCUUGAGAUGCUUUACGGUAGUGGUAGUGGUAGCGGGAAUGCUAGGGUUGCCGCUGGUGCCGUUCCAGCUGCCACCGUUCAAGCUCAGCCCGUGGAGGCUGGGAGGUUCCGGGUCGGGCGGUAA
Canariomyces notabilis is the source of this 1818-nucleotide messenger RNA. RefSeq lists its product as uncharacterized. Bases 1 to 1818 code for a protein of 605 amino acids. The record is from RefSeq and is a predicted model, not a curated record. The transcript is spliced from 3 exons. Lineage: Eukaryota; Fungi; Ascomycota; Sordariomycetes; Sordariales; Chaetomiaceae.